Molecule: messenger RNA, 1517 nt
Organism: Punica granatum (pomegranate)
Lineage: Eukaryota; Viridiplantae; Streptophyta; Magnoliopsida; Myrtales; Lythraceae
Source: RefSeq, a predicted model, not a curated record
UGACACCAUUAAUCAAUCACCUCUCUCUCUCCCCUUCCCUCCUCUUUUCACGUAAACAAGCAUUGAACGUGUCCAGGGCAAUGGCACCGAUGGAUCUGUCCUCUUCACAUCGUUGAUGAAGCCGAUCGGUCAUUAUCAAUUAUCCUGUCGUUGUCAUUAUUGUCGUCGUCCCAGAUGGACCCUUUUCACUCGGAGCCAAGUUCUUCCUCUCGGGUGGAUGGUGAACCGAUGAUCUGAGCAUUGAAUCCUGAACAUGGAUGAUGACGUAGAAGAAACCUUUCUGAUCUGUUGAAUUUUCUUGUGAUCGAAGUCGACGCAAAUGCCAAUAGCCAACCCCCGAGCAGGGAGAGUGUUCGUAUGGAUCAUCUCAUGCGUCAUACUGCUCUCGCUGGCGUCCGGAGGCGCCUUCCUGGUGAUGUACAUGACCCGGCCCGAUCCUACCAACUCCGCCUGGCUACUCUACGCCGGGAUGGCCCUUGUGUGUCUACCAUGGUUCUUCUGGCUCAUGCUUUGUACGUACAGAUGCAUUUCCCGUGCCCUUGGAUUCAGAAUCAUCUGCUGUGGUGGCGGUGUAGAUGGAGCCCCAAGCAGUAGGGGCGGCGCAGGCAGUGGCAGUUUGGCUUCCGUGAACCGGGCGGGGAGCCUGGUUGGCACACCAGCCACGGUCACAAACAAAAGCAUGGGAGAUACGGAAAAUGGGGACGGGAAGCAGGUGAAUUUCGGGGCAGCGGUCGUGGUGAAUGAAGGAAGUGUUAAUAAUAAUAACCUGAGGAAUAUCGAGUCGAGAUCGUCCUCGAGCAGUUCGAGCAACAACGACGUCUCAUACAAAUCGCACGAGAGCGAGAUCCCUCUGGCUUCAGCUAUGGCAUCCUGAUAAUUGACCUUUCGCGCGCUCACAUAUCCUCCUUGUGGUAAUUGCAUGGCCUCCCAUGCUAGAUGAGACUCCGCCUAAGAGAGCCGCGGGAUAGCACAGGUUUUCAAUGGGCGAACUGAUAUGUAGCAUUCAAGGAUCGAUCCUUCCUUCGUAUUCGAGCAUUAGUGCAAGCUGAUUGUGUCAUCUUAGGGGAAGGAUCUUCCGGUCAAUUCUUAUACCAUCUCAGAUUUUGAGGAUCAUCUCUUUUUGAAUUUUUGAUGUUUUAUCUAGCAUACAUUUUCCAAACUUCAUGUAUAUGGCGAUUUCAAGCCCCGAUGAUCGAUUAGUUAGACCAUGACGCGGGAAGGCAGGCUGUUACAAGCUUCAAAGAGAACUGUUACAUCUCUUUUCUGAUAUAUUUGGCCAAUAUAGUUUUCGUUCGAAGAUCACUGCACAGUUAUCUCAAGCCUCAUUUUUCAUUGGUUUUUCCACUUCUCCCACAUUUUUCAUUCGUCGUAGAGAUAGAUGCUGUUUCGUUCUUUUUGUAAGUCUAUAACGAAUCGAUGCUGAGGACAACCAUAUAUGUUCUUUUCAUUUGCUGUAAAUUGUGUUAUCUUUACUUCAGUUGUGGAAAGUUAAGGUUACUCCAUGUAUCUUCUUCUCA